Molecule: messenger RNA, 2590 nt
Organism: Schistocerca gregaria
Lineage: Eukaryota; Metazoa; Arthropoda; Insecta; Orthoptera; Acrididae
Gene: Rs1
Product: probable ATP-dependent RNA helicase DDX27
Exons: 15
Coding region: 99-2441 (780 amino acids)
Molecular function (GO): ATP binding; nucleic acid binding; RNA helicase activity
Source: RefSeq, a predicted model, not a curated record
UGUUUCAGUACAACUUUGGAUUGGUACUAUGGUGGGUUGUGUGAUGUGUUGUUUGUUAUUGUUUUGGCGGAGCACGUGCGUGGUUACAAAUAUAAGAGAUGUACGAUUUAAUUAAAACGAUUGGCGAUGAUGAAGAGAUACCGGAUUUUUCGGAAAAUUCUGAUGAAGAGGAAGAGUUUCAACCAAGCAAACAAAAGAAGAAGAAAAAGAUUGAUUUUGACACAGAUUUCUCAUUCACAGUGAAUGAGGUUAACACUGAAGAAGAUAAAUGGGAUGAUAUCUCUAAGUACAUUAAGCGGAAAGCAAAAAGUAAGGUUGACGAUAAAAUUCAGCAGAUUCGAAAACAGAAAAAAAAAGAGACAGAUGCUGAAAUAAAGCAGGAAGACAAAGAAGAAGACAAUGAAGAAAAUUCAGAUUCUGAUUCCGACACUGAUUCUGAUGUUUCCUUGUCUGAUAGUGAUCUGAAGAAAGAUGACAUAAAAGUUAAAGAAAAAAAAUUGAAAGGAAAGAAGAAGAUGAAACAGGAGCCAGAUAUCGAAGUUGAUGAGGAAGCAGAGAAAGAGUUCUUUGAAGAUGCCCCACCCUUUGAAGAGAAUGCUUCGUUCUACCAAAUGAACCUUUCACGCCCACUUUUAAAGGCAAUAGCAGCACUGAAAUUUGUACACCCAACACCAAUACAGGCAGCAACCAUUCCUAUUGCACUAAUGGGGCGUGAUAUAUGUGGUUGUGCAGCAACUGGAACAGGGAAGACUGCUGCAUAUAUGUUGCCAACUCUGGAGAGGUUGCUUUACAGACCUUUAGGAGCAACCACAGUAACAAGAGUCCUUGUUCUUGUACCAACAAGAGAACUUGGUGUGCAGGUAUAUCAAGUAACGAAGCAGCUGGCACAGUUCACUACAGUAGAUGUUGGAUUAUCUGUUGGUGGUCUUGACUUGAAAAUACAGGAGAAUGUUUUGAGAAAAAAUCCAGAUAUUGUAAUUGCUACCCCUGGACGUCUUAUUGAUCAUUUGAAGAAUACACCAUCAUUUAGCUUGGACAGUAUUGAAGUCUUGAUUCUUGAUGAAGCAGAUCGAAUGCUGGAUGAAAAUUUUGCAGAACAGAUGAAGGAGAUAAUACAGCAGUGUGCUAGGACAAGACAAACGUUGCUGUUCUCUGCUACAAUGACAGAGGAAGUCAAAGAUCUGGCUGCUGUCUCUCUUAACAAGCCAGUUAAGAUAUUUGUUGAUAGUAAUCAAAAUGUAGCUUUUAAUCUACGCCAAGAAUUUGUAAGGAUAAGAAAAGAACGGGAAGGAGAUCGUGAAGCGAUUUUGGCAGCUCUUGUGUGUCGUACCUUCAGAGACCAUGUCAUAGUAUUUGUUCAGACAAAAAAGCAAGCACACCGUCUGCACAUUCUUCUUGGUCUUUUGGGUAUUAAGGUUGGAGAACUGCAUGGAAAUCUGACACAGCCUCAGCGUUUGGAAGCUCUGAAGCGUUUCAAGAAUGAAGAGCUGGACGUUCUUGUGGCAACUGAUGUUGCAGCUCGAGGUCUAGACAUUCGAGGAGUAAAAACUGUGAUAAAUUUUCUGAUGCCUGCAACAGUGGAACAUUAUAUUCAUAGAGUGGGCCGUACUGCACGUGCGGGCCGUGCAGGAGUGUCUGUUUCAUUAGCUGGUGAAGCAGAAUACAAAGUAGUCAAAGAAGUUGUCAAGAAUGCUUGUACUCCCCCCAAAAAUAGAAUUAUUCCUCCAGACAUAAUCAGCAAGUAUUGUGAGCGUGUUAAUGCUCUUGAGGAUGACAUUCAAAAAAUUCUACAAGAAGAAAGAGAAGAACGGGAACUUCAAAAAACUGAGAAUCAGGUAAACAGAGCCGAGAAGCUCUUAAAAGAAGGAAAAGGAGAUAAAUCUCAGCGUUCAUGGUUUCAAACUGAAAAGGACCGCCAACUAGAGAAAGAGAGGCUGAGACUGACUGAUCCAAAAGGAGGAAAGAAAAAGCGAGGAACCAAACGAAAAGCAGAUGAUAGUGAUGAUGAACGUGAGAUUAAUGCUAAUAAUGAGGCUGAAAAAAAAGCAAAGAAGGGUAAACGGAAAGAAACUCCUGAAGACAGAGUUCAGGCAGAGAUGAGUAAGAUUGCGGCACUGCAAGCUCGUUUAGCAAAGAAGAAAAGCCGCCCACGAAAGCUAAGAACUCUGGUUGACACACCAAGCCAGCCCAUUGGUUUCUCAAAACGUAAAAAAUCAUCAUUUGCUGAAGACCUGACAGAUGUCAGCAGGAAAGGAGCCAAACGAUUACGUUACGAAGCUAACUUCCAGAAGAAAAUGGACAAACUGAAUAAAAAGAAACCUGGCAAAGUAUUUGGUCAGAUGAAACAAAAGAAAAGCGGCACAAAACCAGGACUGGGAGCAAAGAAUAGCAAAACAGGAAUGUUUGGAAAAAAUAAAAAGAAGAAAAAUAUGAACAGAUGACAUGUGUUCAGCUAUUCUAGAAAGUGAACAUGAACAUUGUUAAGAUAUGUUGUGACAAAACUUCUCAGUUGUAUCAACUGCAAAAGAAAAAGAAUGUUACAAUUAUUACAAAGACCUGUACACAAUACAUAUACUUUUUUCCCUUUCAA